AUGAGCCAAGAGAGCAAGACUAUCAACUUCUAUGAACCUCUAUGGAAGAAGAUCAUAGAAUUACCAUUGCCUGUGUCUCUGCUCCUUCUUCAGUUGGUGCUGCCCGAAUACUCCAUCCACAGUCUUUUCUGCAUCAUGUUCCUGUGUGCACAGGAGUGGCUCACCCUGGGGCUGAAUGUCCCCCUGCUCUUCUACCACUUCUGGAGGUAUUUCCACUGUCCGGCAGAUAGUUCAGAGCUAGCCUACGACCCACCGGUGGUCAUGAAUGCAGACACCUUGAGUUACUGUCAGAAGGAGGCCUGGUGCAAGCUGGCCUUCUAUCUCCUCUCCUUCUUCUACUACCUUUACUGCAUGAUCUACACCUUAGUGAGCUCGUAACUCAAGGGCCACAGUGUCAUCAGAGACUGGGAUGGGAGAAGCCACGGCUGAGACAAGCACCGCUACUGGUGGCCGGAGGAGGGGCCCCAAGAGUGGGGAUGAGGGAGAAGGAGACCCAGCAGGCAGUUGGACUGGAUCACGGAUGAGAUGGCUCGCGGCCAGGAGGCUGAGUUAACUGUGCAUCUGUGUUGCCCUGUGUUCCUAAGCCUGCACUUGGGUUGUCUAUCCCUUCUGAGCACGAGGAUGAGGCAGUGGCGAUGAACCACUGAACCUCUCCUGAGUGGGACUGGCUGCUUCCUGAAUCCAUGGCCUGGGACAGCUUCCUGCAAGUUCACCUUGAGCUCCUGGGUGGUGAGAUGGAGGCUCAAGGGCUGGAAGAUGCUUGUUCCAGAUUGGAAUGACUCAGCGUCAGGGGCCUUUGACCAACACCUCAGCGAUGUUGCAGGCGACCCCAGACUUUCCAGCCAAAGUCAAGUCCAUCACCCCGAGUGGGAGAGGGGGCUGGCUGAAAGUGACUCCAGCUGCACCCAGCCCCUAGUCUGCAGGGCUGUUUCUGAUUGCGCUCGGCGUGGGGAGAGCCAGGCUCAGUGACAUCAUGAACUGGGUUGGGGGCUGUAGAUGGAUAAUAAGCUAUAUGUCUGUAGUCACAGAGGUGAGACGUGGUGGGGGCUGGAGGCAGAGGGAACAUGAUUUCUUUCCAGGGUUAGCCGGGUGCUCACGAUCUUAUUCCUCAUCACACGCCUGCGUGUUUUCUGUUGCCACCCCGAGCUGUCACUGAGUCAUUUUAGGCAGAUCAAGCGGUCAGGAUCCGUCAGAACUACCUGCAUGUUGAGAUCCCCACGCAGUUCCCAGGUCAGAAGUCCCUGCACUGGGCCGCCGCCCUGAGCUGUGGGCAUCUGAGAGCCAGGCGGUGAGAGGAGACCACGGUGAUGCCUGUGCUCACUGACGCUGCCUCAGCCAUACAGUUCGCAUCAGCAGGGGUUCCUUCGCUUAGUUCCGAUUUUUCCAUUUGAUGUUCUUUUUGGGUGGGAGUUAUGCUAGGGGCUUGUAAAUAAUGACGAGGCUGAGAUUUUUAUUAUGCUUAAAUUGGGUGCAGUGAUUUUGACCUCAUUCUCCAAACUUCCCUUCUCUGCUGUGGUUUGACACACGCAGGCUAUUUAUACUUGUCCCAGGCUCCCGUCAGAAACCUGUGAGUCAGGUUUAUGAAUGGUGUUUGUGUAACACGUCAUGUGCUAUGUUUAAAAUGCAGUGACAACGUGAGUGUCUCACCUAACUGCUGUCUCGUUUAAGCCCCGUCUUCAGGCUGGAUUUGUCUCCAGAUGGUUGGGUAAACUGGUAGGUAGAAAAAGCAGAUUUCUUUUCAAAAAAGCAUUUUGCUUCUAAAAAUUGGACAGAAAACAAAUAUGCAUGCUAUUCUGAGGCUCAAGGUAUGAAACCAGAGAACUAGAAGAAGUAUUUUAGGGAGAAGACUUCCCCUCUGGCCAAUACCCGUUCCCCUGGUUGGGCCCUGUUAGUUGGGGUGGAGAGUUACCCUCAGAGUGACCUGGUUGGUCUCUGGCCCCACCCCUGAUAGAGACAGCUUCUUCAUCCUGAGGAAAGUUGUUAGGUCCUGUCCACAGACAGCACGUCCAGCCCCUUGGCCAUCUUGCAGAUGCAACGGAGUGGAGCUGGUAGGUGGUCCCUGUUGCGUCACACCAUAGGACUGUUUUUGGAUUAAAAAAAAAAUCAUUUGAUUGAGGGCUCCUCCUGAAAAGAUGGAGUGGUUCAUCAGAGCAGCUGCCAGUGAUACAAAGGCUUUGAAAUGAAACUAGGAAAUCCAAAUGUGCAAAGGAGAAGUAACGAUUGCCAUGCUGGGAAACCAGAUUUCGUGUAUGUGUCUAGAAGGCCCUCCUAGCAACGUAGACCAGCCGCCCUGGAGAUGUACUAGGUGCGGGUUGGGCACAGAAGAAAGCAGGCACAGGCAGAAGACCAGCACUUGGGAAGAGUAAGGAGGCAGACCAGUCUCCAAGCCCCGCCGGGGCUUCACAGUGGCCACGCAGAGCCUCAGAGACAAAGAUCCUUUUCCUUCUGAGCCAGCCGAGAGAAAACCUCCCCCUGUCACGGGUGCCCUGAAUUCCGACUUCUAGCGUCCUGAACUGCGAGAAAUAAAAUUCUGUUCCCUGGA
Molecule: messenger RNA, 2542 nt
Organism: Echinops telfairi (small Madagascar hedgehog)
Lineage: Eukaryota; Metazoa; Chordata; Mammalia; Afrosoricida; Tenrecidae
Gene: CNIH3
Product: cornichon family AMPA receptor auxiliary protein 3
Exons: 4
Coding region: 1-378 (125 amino acids)
Biological process (GO): vesicle-mediated transport; regulation of AMPA receptor activity
Cellular component (GO): dendrite; synapse
Source: RefSeq, a predicted model, not a curated record